Messenger RNA from Thrips palmi, 4781 nucleotides. RefSeq names its product N-terminal kinase-like protein (gene yata). Gene Ontology annotation, molecular function: ATP binding; protein kinase activity. The record is from RefSeq and is a predicted model, not a curated record. The transcript is spliced from 17 exons. Bases 234 to 2765 code for a protein of 843 amino acids. Gene Ontology annotation, biological process: protein phosphorylation. Lineage: Eukaryota; Metazoa; Arthropoda; Insecta; Thysanoptera; Thripidae.
GGCUUUGGCUCUGCUCUUCUUCCGCUGUUUGGCAGAGAGACAAUCACAGCAGCAACAGAGAUAAGAAGUCAUUCCGGCCACCCGGGGAAAUUUCGGGAGCUCCUGAACGAUGGAUAUCUACGAAUGGAGACGGGUUGGCAUUACUCGCUGAGUAAUUAAUUUUCCUGAAUAUUUCGAAGUUUUGUGCCGCGUGUGGCGUCAAUAUUGUGGCCUGCUGAAGCCUGUGAGGGAAGAUGUGGUCUUUCUUCUCAAGGGAUCCUUCAAAAGACUUCAACUAUGAGAUUGGAGAACCCGUCCCAGGACUUGGGGAUAAGAGUAUUUGGAAGUUACAUAGAGCCAAGAAAAAGGGGGCUGAAGAGGAAGUUUCUGUGUUUAUGUUUGAUAUUAAAAAUGGCAGUGAAACACAGCUUGAUGUAGCUCGUUCAUCAGUAAAGCGAUUGAAAACCCUCCGUCAUCCUAGCGUAUUGACAUAUUUGGAUAGCCUAGAGACCGACAAAAUGAUUUUUAUGGCGACUGAAUUUGUGAUCCCUCUUCAAACACGACUGGAUAAGCUUUUAGAAACAGAUGAAAAGGACAGGCAACUUGCUUAUCAGCAAAGAGAUCUCUACCUUGCAUGGGGAAUAUUUCAAAUAACUCGAGCUUUAAGCUUUCUUAACAAUGAUGGAAACUUACGCCAUAAUAAUGUGUGUAUGUGGUCAGUGUUUGUGAAUGCUGCUGGGGAGUGGAAGCUGGGUGGAGUGGAAUAUGUGGCUGGAACCACAGAUGGAAUUGGCCUACCUAUCAAAAUACUGCCAGCUCUAGAUAAGUAUGACCCCCCUGAGAAAGCCGAUCCUGGUCGACAAAGACUGAUAACAAAAUGCUCAACAGACAUGUGGGGCUUAGGUUGCCUUAUUUGGGAAGUUUUUAAUGGCCCACUCCCUGUUCAGUCUAGCCUCCAGCAAUUAGAAAAGGUUCCUCAGCAACUUAGUGGAGUUUAUUGUGAGUUAGUUGGAGCUAAUCCAGGAUCUCGACCCAAUCCUGCUGAUGUGAUAACCCGAUGCCGUAAAACAAAUGGGUAUUUCAAGAAUGACCUGGUUGACACACUUUUGUUCCUAGAAGAAAUUCAAAUCAAAGACAAAAGUGAGAAGAGCAAAUUUUUUGGUUCCUUAACUCCAUUGUUGGACAACUUCCCAAAGGAUGUUUGUGUGAAUAAAAUUCUGCCACAACUGAUUAAUGCCUUUGUCUAUGGAGAUGCUGGAUCAUCAAUUCUGGCUCCAAUGUUCAAGCUUGGAUCUCUUCUUGAAGAAGCUGAGUACCAAAAACAAAUUGUCCCUUGCGUUGUAAAGCUUUUUGCUUCUAAUGACAGAGCCACAAGAGUAAGGCUGCUCCAGCAAUUAGAACUCUUCAUUGGUCAUUUGCAGUCAGCAACAGUGAAUGAUCAGAUAUUUCCUCAAAUCGCCCAUGGGUUCAUGGAUACCAAUCCAACUAUAAGGGAACAAACAGUCAAGUCAAUAAUUCACCUUGCACCAAAGCUAAAUUAUAAUAAUCUAAAUGUGGAAGUACUGCGUCACUUUGCUCGUUUACAAGCUAGAGAUGAUCAAGCUGGAAUCCGGACAAACACAACUGUGUGUUUGGGAAAAAUUGCACAGCAUCUUCACCCUCAAAUUAGACAGCGUGUUCUUGUUUCUGCUUUCAUCCGAGCUAUGAGAGAUACUUUUCCACCCACAAGACAAGCAGGAGUCCUAGCUUUGGCUGCAACGCAGCAAUACUUUUUAUUAUCAGAAGUAGCAAACCGCAUAUUACCUGCGUUGUGUCCGCUUUCACUGGAUCCAGACAAGUCUGUUCGAGAGGCCCUUUUCAGAACUCUGAAGGGAUUUCUCGGGAAGCUAGAAAAGGUGUCCGAAGAUCCUACUUUGCGAGAAUCUAUGGAGGCUGACGUACACACAGCUACACCUAGUUUAUCUAAUGCAGCUGCUACCUGGGCAGGAUGGGCAGUUACAGCUGUGACUGCCAAAUUCUACCGAAGUCAGUCUGACACCGUUAAAUCUUCAGUUGUCUCUCAGCAUAGCAGAAUGCUCAGCAAGCCGGGGUCCUUAGAACAACCCUCAAGCAGCAGCAUAUCAACAACCACCUCAAGUGUAACCAGUAUGACAUCCUUGGAGCAAGAGCAGGAGUUCAGUAAUCGGUCAGUCUCAGACUAUGAUGAGACAUGGGACACUGAAAAUUGGGGAGAUAUGGAUACCUUAGCUGCUCAGAGCUCUACAGAACACCCUCGUAGUCCUGGACCUGGAACACCUGGUGCCUCGGGGACCAGUUUGAGCACACGGUCUAAUGAUGGCUGGGACACAGAGGAGUGGGGCAGCUUGGACGAAACUCCUGAGCUGAAUAGCCCAGAGGCUGUAGAAGGCUGGGGAGCCCCUGACUUCCCUGGGUCAGAUGAGAUGCCUCGCUCUGCAAGCAUGUACAGUACUUGGGCUGAGACCAACAAGGACAAAGAUGACCUCUCCAUCGAAUCUAAUAAAGGCCAUGCUGAUGCUCGUAGCCCAGGGAGUCGCAGCGGUGGCAGCACAGGGGCGGGCACUGGCGGAAGCGGCAGUGGUGGGGGCGGCUGGGAGGACACCGAGUGGGAGCCGAUGGAGGCUGGAGCGACUGCCGCUGCAGGGCGCCACGAUGAGGCUCGCAGGAGGAGAGAGGAAAAGAAACUGCAGAGACAAAAGGAGCUGGAACUACGUCGAGCUAGUCGCACCUCUACUGGGCCAAUGAAGUUGGGAGCAAAAAAGGUGUGAUCACAGUGUCCCUGAUAAGUACUUAUUUUAUUGGAAAAAACAAACAAACAAACCAAAACAUGAUUAUUUAUAGAAGCAUGGUACAUCAAAUAUUGGUGGUCCCUAGAUCAGUACUGUAAAGUAUACCUUUGGCUCUAUCAUAACUUUAACACCUUAAAAACUAAUGUAGGUUGGUAGAUUUCUCAAUAAUUGACCAACUGAACAAAAUAUGAUUGAUUUGAUUGUCUUUAGGAUCCCGUACUAUUUUAACAGUAGCUGUCUAUCUUUCCCUCCUUCUGCCUCCUAUUGUUUUGAAACCUUUUUUUGUCUCUGUGUGCUAGAAGGGGUGAGGUAUGUUGUUUUCUAAUGAAUUUUUCAGUAAGAUAAUGGUUCCUAUAAAUUAUCUCUGAAGAAUAAAUAAUUGUUACCAUUUGUGCAUUGUUGAGGACAGUGAAUUGGCGCCUAGUCUUGUCUUGCCUUAGUGAUUCUUACUUUUCCAUCAAUAGUUUAUAUUGUGUAAUCUCUGGUAAAGUUAUUCAAUUUAUAAGUAUCAAACCAUGAACGGUAAUAUGUACUUUUUAAACAUCGUGCCUUUCUACUCAAUCUUUCCUUCCCAUCUGUAAUUCUUUCGGGGCAAAGCUGAGUUCAUAUUGCGUUUUGUGAGGCGUGUAGUACUUCGGUCAAAAUGAGAUAAAUCUUAAUUAAAAUUAACUAUGUUAAUGUGGAAGUAAGAUCAUCAGGAGUGCAAUAUUUAUUUUGUAUUCUCAAGGUAUAAGUUCAUACAACAUCUGUUCACAAAAUGUGCCACUUUUUCACUCUGAAUCACACUUGCAAUAUCAUUCCAACUGCUUCUCAAACAUUUUUUUGCUUUUUAGUUUGAUGUGACAGGUUUUUCUCUUUUCUGUCUUAUUGCAGAACAGUUUUUCUGCAUAGUUUUCCUCAAAAUUUAGGGAGGAAGUGCCUAAUUGUGUAAGUGGUGUUUCUUUACAAGACUUAACCUUUGCUUUAUAUAUUUAUUCUCAAAUUAACUGAGAAAUGAUAUUCUGUGUUUAAAGGUUUUUGAUGUUGAUCAUUUUAUAUCUUUCUAUGAGACUGUGUCCGGUUUGCAUAGUCAUUAGUUUUACUGUUGUGUAUAGAUAUACUUUUAUACGUUUUGUACAUAAUACCAGAAUUUCAAUUUUUGUGCUGAUAUCAAAUUUGAUUUGUCUAUCAAACUUUAAACUAUCAAAUCAUGUCUUUUGAAAUGAAUCAAUUCAAUGCUUUUUUUUUUUUUGGUGUGUGUGUUGGUGUACAUAUAAGCAUGUACAUUGAUAAACUGGUUUCUGAUAUGGCUGUGAGUCCUUGUUAUUGAGUUUCACUCUGAAUUUGAUAUUAUAGUGGCCAACUUUGCGCAAUAUGUGUCAAUAAUUGUGCAUUGCUGUUCUUUGAGACUAAGGUCAAAUAAUUUUAAAUCCUUAAGGUGCGCAAGUGACUCCAGUAACACCUUUCUGCGCUAAGCUUGCAACACUGUUCUCUACACUAUGGGUCACCAUAAUUGUAUAACUACCCCCAUUGGAACAAGUUUCAAGAAAUUCCCCCCAAUAAUAUGUAGUUGUCAUGGUGUGCUGGUUGGCAAAAUAUGAAUGUGGUGUUAAUGGAUUAACGUGGAAAGGUCAAUUGUGAUGUUUUGUGUGUAUCACCCUGAAGCAAGCUUCCUUAUGCCUUUAGAUUAGAGAGUUGUUGUUCUAGUGUAUAUGAUUAAUUUGCCAUACAUGAUUAUUAGGGAUAGCAGUUUACCUGUUUGAUUCAGUUCUUAUUUUUCAGUAGAAUUAUUUUCAUCUCUCCUCAUCUUUGUCUGUUAAACUACUGCUUGCCUUUGCUUCUUUGUGUCAAACAUAAUAGAAAAUAUCUGUAGUUUUGAAUGUCUGUAGUGUUGUCUUUAGGAGUGUGGUGUAGGCACAAACUUGUAAUUGACUGGUUGUUGGCAACACAAUUUUGUCGGAGCGUUUGAGCCGCUACGUAACUUAAGUGAUCAAUAAAGACAUGGCCACAUGUUCA